Molecule: messenger RNA, 699 nt
Organism: Trichosporon asahii var. asahii CBS 2479
Lineage: Eukaryota; Fungi; Basidiomycota; Tremellomycetes; Trichosporonales; Trichosporonaceae
Exons: 1
Coding region: 1-699 (232 amino acids)
Cellular component (GO): mitochondrion
Molecular function (GO): flavin-dependent sulfhydryl oxidase activity; flavin adenine dinucleotide binding
Source: RefSeq, a predicted model, not a curated record
AUGUCCGAGCCGAAACGCACAACCAAGGAGACGCACCCGCACCUUCCCCCCGGCCUCAUUCUCGACAAGGACGGCAAGGUGUGCAAGGUGUGCAACUCCUGGCAGGACUUUGCCGGCAUCAAGGUGUACAAGAAGGACCCGAAUGCCAAGGGCGGUAGUUCUUCUGGCUCCUCUGGCUCGGGAUCGAAAGCUGGCGCAGCGGCGGGCGGCAUGGCAGGCAUGAUGGCUGCCAUGUCUGCUGGCUCCUCUGGAUCUGGCUCUUCCUCGUCUUCCUCCAGCUCCUCCUCCUCAACGCCAGCGACCUCCACGACGUCCUCGGCCAGCGCGGCUAAGACGCAGGACCGCUCCGAGUGCCCCGCCGACACGGUCGAGCUCGGCCGCUCGACCUGGACGUUCCUGCACACAACAGCGGCGUACUAUCCCGACAAGCCGACACCCGUGCAGAAGACGCACAUGGUCAACCUCCUCUCCUCCCUUCCCAGCUUGUACCCAUGUACGUGGUGCGCGGACGAUUUCGGAGAGUCCAUCAAGGCGAACCCGCCCCAGCCUGCUGUCGAGAGCGCAACGAAGCUGAACGAGUGGCUCUGUCGGCGGCACAACGAGGUGAAUAAGAAGCUGGGCAAGCCCGAGUUCGCGUGCGACUGGAAGAAUAUCAUGAGAAGGUGGAAGGACGGACCCGAGGAUGGAAGUUGUGACUAG